ACGCGUUGCACCACGGCUCUUUAUCUGUACAGUCAACAUAACCGACCUUAAAAAGAGGAACUGUACCUGCUGCUUCACACAUUCGGUCAAAUAAAGCAGUCUGGUGCUACGGGACCUGUUCACAACAGCUUGUUGUGUAACACUCGAGAUACCUCACGCGUACACAAACCUCGACCACCAGCCUCAGACCUUCCACCACCCCUUCAAUCCGUGAUCGAUUUGUUGACCUCUUUUCCGAUGGUCUUCCUGCUCUGAUUCUCCGCUCCUGUCUUUUGUUUCACGUCACUCUUUACCAUCGCUCUACCUAUCAUGCCGAGAUUACAAUCGCCCACAUCUUACCAUCAUUCUCACGCAGGAGAAAAGAUGGAGACGGAUACCUCGUACCUCACCGAGCAGGUCGCAAACAUCAUCGCUCAACUCCACGGAUUGUUCGAUGAGAUCGGUGUGCCUCGAAAUGAGCGAGACGCACGAGAAUCCGAGUUGUUUGCCGCUCUGUCGGAAACACUAGACCACCAACUGAAGUCGGUCUCAAAUGAGAAACACGACCUCCACGCGACCGCCAAGCGCCUCGCUACGACAGUUAAGCAACUUCAAGCCUCCCUCGACGACCGAGACCCACGCACUCAAUCCCCACGCGUCAAUGACUCGGACCCAGACCUCCAAAUUACCUAUCCCCUGCGCGAAUGCCUCACGCGGCUCGAAGAAAAACACCACAAUAUGGAACGCCUACACCAGGAGCGUCUCGACCAAGUCAACAAGCUCGUCACCGCGUUGACAUCCUACUCAUCACACCUUGACCCCUCCCUCCUCACCAUCCCAUUACCACCCUCGCCAUGUCCGGCCACCUUCUCCCUCUCACCCACCUACAUUUCGCAACUCGACAACGCGUUCACGUCGAUCUAUGAAGUCUACCAGUCCCGUGUCGCGCACGUGCGAUCACUGGCCACCGAGCUGAUCAACCUCUGGGCCGAACUCGGCACCCCCUCCGCACAGACGGAACAGCGGAUCGUCGAAUGCGCGGAAUCGUAUCCCGAGCAACUCGGCCUGCGCGAGGCGGACAUCAAGCGACUGCAGGCAACGCGGGAUCGGUUCGCGAACGAGAAGGCCGGGCGGGAGCGGAAGGUGGCGGAAGUCGGGGGGCAGAUUCGCGGGCUGUGGGAGCGGUUGGGCGUCGAGAAGCAGUAUCGGACGCAGUUUGAGCGGCGGAAUCGCGGGGUGGGGAUGAAGGUGUUGAAUGAGUAUGAAGAGGAGCUGAGGCGGCUGUUGGAGUUGAAGAGGCAGAAUUUGGGUGUGUUUGUGGAGGAGGCAAGAUUGCGGUUGCAGGAGCUGUGGGAUGAGUUGUUCUUUUCCGAGGAGGAGAUGUUGGUGUUUACGCCGGCGUUUAGUGAUGUGCACACGGAUGCUCUUCUCUCUUCUCACGAAUCUGAAAUUGCGCGUCUCACCGCUAUUCAGUCUGAACGCGCCCCUAUAUUAGCGCUCGUGUCGAGACAUCGCAACCUUCUCGAAGAUCGAGCUUCUCUCGCCGCCUCCUCGCAAGAUGCUUCCCGGCUCAUGAAUCGUGGGCAGAAGGGCGAGAAGCGCGACCCGGGCAAGCUGCUACGCGAAGAGAAGAUGCGCAAACGCAUCCAGAAAGAGCUCCCCAAACUCGAAGCCGAGUUGCGGAAUAAGCUGAUGGAUUGGGAGGCCGAGUACGGACGGGACUUCCUGGUCUGGGGAGACCGGUAUCUGGACGAACUGGAGGAUGGCGCAGUGGCAGAGGCGGCGAAGAAGCAGCCCACGAGAAGCAAGACGCCUGUUGCGCCAGCGCCAGCAAUGAAGAACCCAAAGUUCUCUGCAUCAACAUCGAAGCCUCAACAUGGUACGGUACGCGGCGCGCCACCACGAUCGAAGACACCAACGCCAUAUACCACCACAUCCUCCACCACGAACGGCACCAUCCGCCCCGCUCACCACACCCGCUCCAAAACCGCCGGCUCCAUCUCCCCGAGCAAAAUCCCCGCCCGCGCUCCCCUCCACCCCGCCGCCGGCAACACCAUCUCCCCCACCCGCAUCCCCUACAAACCGUCCGGUCACUCCUCCGCCACCCUCGGCCGCCAACCCGCCCCACCACCCCGGAUGGACCUCAGCAGCUUCCUCCCUCCCCGGGCCGAGACGCCCGUGACUAGCAGCUCCGGAAGCCCCCACCUCGGCAGCGUCGUGCGCGCCGUGCCACCCGAAGACGUCUACGAGGACAGUGGCUCCCGCCAAACUCGUCUCCGCCUCCAGCACCUACAAGGGGGCUCCGCCAACGCGUCCGCGUACGGCCAGACGCACGCCGACUUGCGCGCCCCGUCGUCUCAGGGGGGCAUGUACAGCCGGCCCCCCAGCGCUGCCGCGUCCAUGCGGUCCGUCGAGUCGGGCCUCAGCGCCAGCCAGAGCCACAGCGGCGGCAACGGCGCGCAAGCCAACUGGUAUCCGAUGGCGCCGCCGCCGCCGCCGUCCUCGUCGAUGUCGUCGUACGGGGCGAGCUCCCACGGCAUGUCGUCCGGUGCGCCGUCGCGGCAGAUCAGCGCCGGGAGCAGCCAGAGCACGCAGAGCGGGGUGAUCAGCGGCAGCGAGAAUUGGGAGACGUAUUCGGAGGAGAGCGGGAGUGAGAUCGGAGGGUCCCAGGGGGAGCGGGGGGCGUACGAGGUGAGGGGGUAUGAUGCCCGGGGAUAUCAGUUACCGAUGCAAGAGUACAUGGCGAAGCACGGGAGCGGGCAUGGGGCGCGAGUCGGCCAUGCUGGGACGGUGAGAGGGGUGGAUAAUGAGGUGGAAACGGAGUGGACGGACGAGGAUGGAUUCUGAACGACUUGCUUUGAAAGGCGUAGAAGGAGUGCUCAGUUGAAUUGGGGCGGAAUUGUUUUGACUUGGACUCGAUUAUGAGCGGAAGAGGACUGCCUCAUGAUGUACUUCCUUUCUCUCCCCCCAAGCUCUCACCUACAGUCCGUUGCACGCGCUGGUGGGAGUUGAUGUUCGUGAGGGGAUGAGAGCAUCCAGCUCAUCCACUAUGGAGAUAGUUGAUCUCCUUUUCAGGCUCUUGACUGCAGGUUAGGUCAUUAGGUACCAUUGGGUUCUCUGUAUUUUGAGCGUAGCAGGAGACUUAUCAACGUUCCAACUGUCCGGUAC
Molecule: messenger RNA, 3147 nt
Organism: Eremomyces bilateralis CBS 781.70
Lineage: Eukaryota; Fungi; Ascomycota; Dothideomycetes; Eremomycetales; Eremomycetaceae
Exons: 3
Coding region: 364-2826 (820 amino acids)
Biological process (GO): microtubule cytoskeleton organization; mitotic spindle midzone assembly
Cellular component (GO): spindle; cytoplasm; mitotic spindle midzone
Molecular function (GO): microtubule binding
Source: RefSeq, a predicted model, not a curated record